AUGGCCUUGCGUGGGUCCCUGGAUGCAGAACGCCAGCCCCGGGCUCCUCAGCAGAUCUCCAUCCUGCUGCAUGUGCAUCAGUGGGCCCCGCUGUCCCCGGAGCACGCCCCAACCCUGCUCUCUCCCUGCAGAAUCUCCUACGACCCAGCGCGGUUCCCCCGCUACCUGCCCGAGGCCUACUGCCUGUGCCGCGGCUGCCUGACCGGGCUGUUCGGCGAGGAGGACCUGCGCUUCCGCAGCGCCCCGGUCUACAUGCCCGCCGCUGUGCUGCGCCGCACCCCGGCCUGCGUGGGCGGCCGCGCCGUCUACACCGAGCACUACGUCACCAUCGCGGUGGGCUGCACCUGCGUCCCCCAGCAGGACAAGGACGCGCACAGCAUCAACUCCAGCAUCGACAAGCAGGGUGCCAAGCUCCUGCUCGGCCCCAACGGCGAGCCGGCCCGCCCCUGAGGCCGUGUCGCGGGGCCCUGUCCCCGGAGUGCGUCUGCGGGGCCCGGGGCGGCUGUCGGCCCCGUGGGAAGAGAGCGAACUGAGACCCGGGCGGGAGCAGCAGGCGGGUCCCGAGGCUUACAGGCCGCAGGGACGGAGUCGCGGACAGCUGCGGGGACAGGCGGGCCCGGCCCCGCGUGUGGCCGCCUGGGAGCUGCGGGGUGCUGGGCGGCCCCACGGCAGGUGCCCCAGAGAGGGGAUAGACAUAUGCUUAAAACAAUUCCUAGGAAAGUGCAGAGAGGCUGUACACCUGCUUUUUUACUCAACUGUUUCGAAUUAGGGCAGAAACUAUUUUUUACAUCAGCGAGUUAAAGCGACCAUAUUAGAAAAUUUUACUUGCCCUACACGCCAUUUCUGAACAUUCAGUCUUCACUUCCUCUGGUAGGACUUUUUAGAAGCGUGACUGGAAUCCUCAGACACGCUCUUCUGAGCCGGACGGCGCAGGGUCGCUGCGUCAGCCUCUAGCGGUGGCUGAGGACGGUGCGGUGGACGCUCGACCCUCCACCCAGGGUCUCCGCAAGCCCAGAUGGACCGCGAGGAUGCACAGGAGGCGCACAGGACCCCAGAACGAGCUGAGAAUUCCAGGAACCUCAAACUCGCUUUUAUUCAUGAGUACGUGGAUGGUCUCAGACUUACACAAUUUACAUUUGUUUUUUCACUUUUGAAAGUCAAUGGGGCCAAUUUGUGGAUACGAGGUGGUGAGAUAAGAUGACAGGUGGAAUACAUCUUAUCUCCAGUUCGCAGGAAGAAUCCCAGCAAGUAUUGGCUUAUUAGUUUUAAGGGCUCGAGGAUUGGGCCAAAUAGGAGAAAGUGGACCAAAUCAGACUUUCCAGAGGUCAACGUCGAGGCCUCUUUUUCUCCAUACUGCAAUGUGAGCUAAAGCCUUCCUCUUUAGGUUGAAAAUCUGUCCUUAACACAAUUAUUUGUAAAAGGUAGAAGUGCUUUUUUUUUUUUUUUAAUCAUUAAAACUGUUAUAAAUGAAGAAUACGUUAGCUAUGUGCAUUUCUCUCUGGAUUCUGCUUGGAUGGGCUGGACUGGUUUUUAGAGGUAACAAUAUGUUAACCGAGGUCGUCUUAACUUUAUGGCUGAGGUUUAAAUUAAUCAAGAUUUGAUUUGCCCAUAGAAAGAUCAUCUAGUCAUGUGAAGUCCAUCUCUUUGAUCUUUUGUGACAUCCUCAUCCAAGACCAAGAAGUGCCUUUCAUUUGUGUGUGUUUCACUUCCAAGCAUCAACGUCUGCUGAAAUAACAGAACACUGGCUUCCCUACGCCAUCAUCCAUCAGUCACUCAGAGAACUUUCAACUCCUACUAAACAGUAGCAAAAAUUGUGCAUGAAAAACACAUCACUCAGCAAAAUCCAGAUUGUUCAAAUAAAAAAUUGAAAAUUGAAAGCAA
Messenger RNA from Galeopterus variegatus (Sunda flying lemur), 1881 nucleotides. RefSeq names its product interleukin 17D (gene IL17D). Lineage: Eukaryota; Metazoa; Chordata; Mammalia; Dermoptera; Cynocephalidae. The record is from RefSeq and is a predicted model, not a curated record. The coding region runs from base 1 to 450 and encodes 149 amino acids. The transcript has 2 exons. Gene Ontology annotation, molecular function: cytokine activity. Gene Ontology annotation, cellular component: extracellular region.